Daucus carota subsp. sativus is the source of this 1829-nucleotide messenger RNA. RefSeq names its product probable pectinesterase/pectinesterase inhibitor 20. Gene Ontology annotation, biological process: cell wall modification. Gene Ontology annotation, molecular function: pectinesterase activity; pectinesterase inhibitor activity. Lineage: Eukaryota; Viridiplantae; Streptophyta; Magnoliopsida; Apiales; Apiaceae. The record is from RefSeq and is a predicted model, not a curated record. Bases 215 to 1795 code for a protein of 526 amino acids. The transcript has 2 exons.
GAACUAGUCAUAUCUACAUAAACGAAUGCUGGUGUAAGAAGUGUCGUACAUAAUAUAGUUUGGUGUUGUCCCCGCUAAUAUUUAUAGCACGUCUGCCCAACUGUAUGUUGAGAGAAUUGUUUGACCUUGUUUCAUCUAAUAAUCAAACAACGUAUAAAUACACGCACUGUGGCACCAUACUUUUCACACACAAAGAAGCACUAGCUCCAUUGUAAUGGCUACUACUCAUUCAGCCAAUUUGUUCUUGUCUUUCUUUUUCAUUCUUUUUUUCUUCUCUUCUACCACAUCUGCUGCAUCAAAAGAUACCAUCUGCAACAACACUCCUUUUCCGAAAUUCUGUAAAGCUGUUCUGCCAGAUAACGAUGCAUCCGUAAAUGAUCAAGGCCGAUUUUCAGUUCAGCAAUCCUUAUCGAUGACACAGAAUGUUCUGUCAGUAAUCAACACUUAUCUCGGCCAAAGAUCUGCAUUAUCUAAAAAUGUGAUUCAGGCUCUUGAGGACUGCCAGAAUCUCUGCAACCUGAACAUGGAUUUCUUGUCAGAAACCCUCGGAGCCAUCCGUCAGACGGAUAGCGUUGAGAAGCUGAAAGGCAGAGAUUUGUUGACAUUUCUUAGCGCGGUGAUAACUGAUGUACAAACUUGUCUAGGGGGACUUGAGGCCGUGGCCUUACCUUCGGGUCUAGAGAGUGUUAUUGUGCCUCCACUAUCUAAUGGGAGCAUGAUGUAUAGUGUAGCACUUGCAAUUUUCAAGAAGGGAUGGGUUGAAAAUCUGGUUGAAGGCCGAAUUUUGGCUGAGAAAAAGCCUCCGACGUCUAGUGGAGGUUUGAAGCUUUAUCCAGGGGGAGACAAUGUCAAGGUGAGUCAGAUGGUUUUUGUGAACCCUAAUGGAAGUGGGAAUUUCAGUACUAUCAAUGAUGCUGUCGCUCUAGCUCCGAAUAACACUGAUGGAACUAAAGGGUAUUUCGUGAUACGCAUAGCAGCAGGUGUUUAUGAAGAAUAUCUUAAUAUAACUAAAACGAAAAAGUAUAUUAUGAUGAUCGGAGAUGGAAUCAAUCAGACUAUAGUAACAGGCAAUCGUAGCGUCACUGAUGGGUGGUCUACAUUUAACACUGGAACACUAAUUGUUGUAGGACAAGGAUUUGUUGCAGUAAACAUGACAUUUCGAAACACAGCAGGAGCCAUCAAUCAUCAAGCUGUGGCGGUUCGAAGUGGUGCAGACUUAUCUGCAUUUUAUCGAUGCAGUUUCGAAGCUUAUCAAGACACCUUGUACACUCAUUCGUUAAGACAGUUUUACAGAGAAUGUGAUAUUUACGGAACUGUAGAUUUCAUAUUUGGCAACGCCGCAGUUGUUCUCCAAAACUGUAACAUUUAUCCGCGGCUACCAAUGGAAGGCCAAUUCAAUGCCAUAACCGCACAAGGCAGAACAGAUAUCAACCAAAACACCGGGACCUCCAUCCAGAAUUGUACUAUUACAGAAGCAGAGAAUUUGGGCUCAACUGCUACGUAUCUGGGACGGCCUUGGAAGCUGUAUUCAAGAGCGGUUUAUAUGCAAUCGUUUAUGGAUAGCUUGAUUGAGCCUGCUGGUUGGAGCAUAUGGUCCGGAGAUUUUGCAUUGAAUACCUCAUAUUAUGCUGAAUACAACAACAGAGGUCCAGGAUCCGAUACCAGCAACAGGGUUACGUGGGAAGGUUAUCACGUGAUUAAUGCUACGGAUGCUGUUAAUUUUACUGUCUCCAAUUUCUUAUCGGGAGAUAGUUGGUUGCCUGCGACGGGUGUUCCAUAUUAUGGUGGUUUGUAGAUCAAAUUCAGUUUUAGCUGCAGGUUUGAGGUUA